Messenger RNA from Zymoseptoria tritici IPO323, 318 nucleotides. RefSeq lists its product as uncharacterized. Gene Ontology annotation, biological process: protein import into mitochondrial matrix. Gene Ontology annotation, molecular function: ATPase activator activity. Gene Ontology annotation, cellular component: PAM complex, Tim23 associated import motor. The transcript is spliced from 3 exons. The record is from RefSeq and is a predicted model, not a curated record. Lineage: Eukaryota; Fungi; Ascomycota; Dothideomycetes; Mycosphaerellales; Mycosphaerellaceae. Bases 1 to 318 code for a protein of 105 amino acids.
AUGGCAUCAGUACUCGCAAUAGGCGUCGGCGUCGCAGCCGCAGCAUUCUUCGGCCGCGCUGGCCUAGUCGCAUUACGAAGAGCACGAGGUGGCGGAACAGCACUCGGGAAAUCCUACUACAAAGGCGGCUUCGAAAAGACGAUGAACCGAAAAGAGGCAGCUUUGAUCUUGGAGACAUCAGAACGAGGCAUAACGAAAGAAAUGAUUCGAAAGAAGCACCGGCAAAUGAUGUUGUUAAACCACCCGGAUCGAGGAGGAAGUCCAUAUCUGGCUACAAAGAUCAACGAGGCGAAAGAGUUGCUGGAGAAGACGGGAUGA